GUGCUGACUGGGGAACUCAGUCGUGCUCAUUCUCAUCAUUGACGGCCUGAUCGUGCCAACCGCGCCGGGCUCUCUCAUCGAGCCAGCCAAGACCUACCUGUUCCCCGCCAACUGGCUGACCCUGCCGCUGUCGUUCGGCCUGCUCAUGUCUCCAUGGGGCGGCCACAGCGUCUUUCCGAACAUCUACCGCGACAUGCGCCACCCCUACAAAUACACCAAGGCGCUGAAGAUCACUUUUUCCUUUACCGUACGUUAAGCCCCCCUCCUUAGUGUCGCCACUACCCAAACUAAGCCACCUAACUAACCUAACUAACCUUUCGCUGGCACAAUACAGUACCUCCUCGACGCCACGACCGCCGUCGCAGGCCUGCUCAUGUUCGGCGACGCCGUGCGCGACGAGGUGACGGCCAACGUGCUGCGCGAGAGCCGCUACCCGCGCGCCCUGGCCGCCCUCAUGUGCGCCUGCGUCGCCGUCAUCCCGCUCACCAAGAUCCCGCUCAACGCCCGCCCCAUCGUCGCCACCGUCGAGGUGCUCCUGCUCGGCUCGCCGGCGGCGGCUGUUGGGCAUGGGCAUGGGCAUGGGCAUGGACAUGGGCAUGGGUAUGGGCAUGGUGGUGGUGGUGGUGAUGGUGGGAAACGGGGGCGGGUGCUGCGCGCGGCGAGGGCUGCUGUGCGGGUUGGUGUGAUCGGUGUGUUCCUGGUCAUGGCCUGCCUGUUCCCGGCGUUUGAUCGCAUCAUGGCCUUCAUGGGCAGCGCGCUCUGCUUUACUAUCUGUGUGACGUGAGUUUGCCAGUUAUCCAUCCACUAACCCCCCUUUUGUUUUCCCUUCCUUCCUCUUUUCUCCUUGGGUGGUGAGACCACACAUAGAGUCAGAGGCGGGCAGCCGUGCUAAUGCGGGAUAACAGGCUCCCU
Thermothielavioides terrestris NRRL 8126 is the source of this 912-nucleotide messenger RNA. RefSeq lists its product as uncharacterized. The record is from RefSeq and is a predicted model, not a curated record. Bases 374 to 784 code for a protein of 136 amino acids. Lineage: Eukaryota; Fungi; Ascomycota; Sordariomycetes; Sordariales; Chaetomiaceae. The transcript is spliced from 3 exons.